Messenger RNA from Temnothorax curvispinosus, 1537 nucleotides. RefSeq lists its product as uncharacterized. Bases 137 to 1537 code for a protein of 466 amino acids. Gene Ontology annotation, biological process: SCF-dependent proteasomal ubiquitin-dependent protein catabolic process. Lineage: Eukaryota; Metazoa; Arthropoda; Insecta; Hymenoptera; Formicidae. Gene Ontology annotation, cellular component: SCF ubiquitin ligase complex. Gene Ontology annotation, molecular function: protein binding. The transcript is spliced from 5 exons. The record is from RefSeq and is a predicted model, not a curated record.
UGAGGGUCGGUGGAUUUUAUUAUGGGAUGGACCGCCUCAAUUCUACGAAUUUUGUCAACCAAUUUCUUUUAAACCUAGACGUUCGGAAUCACGGAUAUUUUCUCCAGCUUUACGGUCUUGUAACUUUAAAACCAAAAUGCUCAGACUACAGUUUAUAUCCAACUCAUGCACACAGCUAGAUGCUGUGAUGCUGAUCGGUACAACAAAAUUGAUUUUUCCUAAAAAUCCUGAAGAUAAGAGUAUAACUAAUCUCUUACACCGCAUUCGGGCACAACGACAUUCUUGUUCAGAGAGAUUUUGUCCUUUUCGUUAUUCUGAAGAAUUCUCAGGAAUUGAAGAAGAACCAUUUUCUAUGUACCAAUACCUUUGGGGUUCCUGUAAAUUGUUUGACCGUUAUAAUACAACACGUGAUUAUGAAAAUGCACACUUGGAUAUACUUGAUCUUCAAAAGGAAUUUUUUAAAUAUUGCGUUAUUUAUAAAAGCGACAUAGCAACGAAUUUUCACAAGAGCAAGCUCGCGCACAAACAAGUAUUUCGGAAGGAAGAUGUGCCAUCUUCUAAGCAGGGAUAUGUGAAUCACCCUUUAUUAAGAAAUCAUUGGAAUUAUGUGAAAUUUAUAGAAGAUAUCAAACUCUCUUCGGGAGAAUCCAAGGAGCAACGUGACAGUUUUUCUACGCUUUCUGAUGAAAUAAUACUAAUGAUAUUAAAAUACUUGGAUAUAAGGUCGUUUUGCCGUAUGAGCAAAGUAAAUAAACGCCUCAAUAAUUUAACACAGGAUUCUUUUUUCUUCAAAUGUUUGAACUUACGAAAUUUAAAAAAAGUAUACUAUAAGGAUUCAUUCUUUUGUUAUAAUAAAAUUCUGUUUUAUUUUGCAUCCAAAUGUAAAUAUUUACAACAGUUGGAUUUUACAGAAAGCUGCAUUUCUGUUCCAAAUUUCGUAAACUUUCUUCAAAGUUGCAGCGAUUGUUUAACGCACUUACGAUUAAGUAGCUGCAGAUUUGUUGACGAAUUAUCUCUAUUAAACAUUUUAGAGAUAUGCAAAAAAUCGAAAAAUUUUCUCUUUAAAUGUUUGAACUUACGAAAUUUAAAAAAAGAAUACUCUAAGGAUUCAUCCUUCUGUUAUGAUAAAAUUCUGUUUUAUUUUGCAUCCAAAUGUAAAUAUUUACAACAGUUGGAUCUUACAAGAAGCUGCAUUUCUGCUACGGAUUUCGUAAACUUUCUUCAAAGUUGCGGCGAUUGUUUAACGCACUUACGAUUAAAAGACUGCGAAUUUGUUGACGAAUUAUGUCUAUUAAAAAUUUUAGAAAUAUGCAAAAAUUUGAAAGUAUUGGAUCUCAGUUAUUGUGUUAUUCUGGAGGGAAUGGACCAAGAAGUUUCGAGUGUCGAAAAUUUAGAAUUUCUAGAGAAAUUAGACCUUGAAGGCUCCCUUAUAACAACUGAAUCUCUUUGCAAAAUACUGCAAAAAACUCGCCGGAUGCUAUUAUUACAUCGCGAGGUAUUCAUGCCCUCGCUGAAUGCAAGAAUUUACGAAAACUGA